This is a messenger RNA of Xiphias gladius (swordfish), 1107 nucleotides long. It is a transcript of the gene vps29, whose product is annotated as VPS29 retromer complex component. Gene Ontology annotation, cellular component: retromer complex; endosome. Gene Ontology annotation, biological process: intracellular protein transport; retrograde transport, endosome to Golgi. The coding region runs from base 112 to 672 and encodes 186 amino acids. The record is from RefSeq and is a predicted model, not a curated record. NCBI's taxonomy places the organism in Eukaryota, Metazoa, Chordata, Actinopteri, Istiophoriformes, Xiphiidae. The transcript has 5 exons.
AUUCAGCUUGACUCAACCUCUGAAAUCCUCUGUUCUCAUUGGCUGACGGCGUGACGCUGUACAUGCGUAGGUGCUUCCUUAACUUGACUCGGAGAGACAGCAAAAUAGAAGAUGGCUGGUCACCGGUUGGUCCUGGUGUUAGGUGACCUGCACAUCCCCCAUCGGUGCAACACCCUGCCAGCCAAGUUCAAGAAGCUGUUGGUCCCGGGGAAGAUCCAGCACAUUCUCUGCACAGGAAACCUCUGCACCAAGGAGAGCUAUGACUACCUGAAAACCCUCGCUGGAGACGUCCACAUAGUCCGAGGAGACUUUGAUGAGAACCUGAACUACCCAGAGCAGAAGGUGGUGACAGUGGGCCAGUUUAAGAUCGGUCUCAUCCACGGCCACCAGGUGAUCCCCUGGGGCGACAUGGCCAGCCUGGCACUGCUCCAGAGACAGCUGGACGUCGACAUCCUCAUCUCCGGGCACACGCACAAGUUCGAGGCGUUUGAGAACGAAAACAAGUUCUACAUCAACCCUGGUUCUGCCACAGGAGCCUACAGCGCACUGGAAAGCAACAUCAUCCCCUCUUUUGUAUUAAUGGACAUCCAGGCGUCCACGGUGGUGACGUACGUUUAUCAGCUGAUCGGCGACGACGUGAAGGUGGAGAGAAUCGAGUACAAGAAGUCUUAAAGGGACGUCGCACGGAGGAAGAGGGGAAGAGUUGGGUUAACGUGGCUCAGUUUGUAAUUUCAUUCCUUUCCACCAGGGGGCCGCAGCUCCCCCCACAGUCACCACAAUGUUAAUCCCGUAACAACUAUUGACUAACCUAACUCUAAAAGACCUGUGUAUUAUAUUGUUUAUAUGCCAACAGCAUUUGCUUGAUUCCGGGCUGGCAUUUGGUAACUGUAGAAAAUGCAAUCAUGUCACAUGUAUUUGUUAUCAAAAGGAAUAUUUGGUGCCAUUUUCUGUCUACUGGUUUGUUUUUUUUGGUUUUUGUUUUUGUUUUGUUUUUUAAUUUUCGCCCUCGUCAUACCCUCAACAUGCAACCAACAGGCCUUUAGCUUCAUGUAGUCGACCCUUCAGUCUUUUUUUUUUUUUUUCUCCACAAUAAAGAUCUAAUUUCAC